Molecule: messenger RNA, 5892 nt
Organism: Chilo suppressalis (striped riceborer)
Lineage: Eukaryota; Metazoa; Arthropoda; Insecta; Lepidoptera; Crambidae
Source: the annotation of a GenBank genome assembly
CUGUCAGUUAUAUUCAAUGAAAAUCGGGUGGAGGCCGUCAUUUUAGUUAAAAAAAAUAAAAUCAAUUCUGUUCAUUGUUCAUUCGCAAUCGUCAUUUUCCGAGGAAUUGAAAUUCAUAUGUGAAAAAAGAUUCUGAUAAUGUUCGCCUCCAUUCCCAGAUCAUUGUUAUGCUGUUCUAACGCUAUAGUCCCGAAUCGGGCGGUUGCGUUAGCGCUAGCAAAAUGUCCUAUGUUCGAUGCUUCGUCGUUACUUUGCCGGGAGUACCAUGAAGUCACCGGCAGUAUUCUCUGCCCUAAUGUUAUUCGUGGUAUCGAUCAUAUGCGAGACCCCCGGUUAAAUAAGGGCCUCGCCUUCACGUUAGAAGAGCGUCAAGCCCUAGGACUCCACGGCCUCCUGGCUGCCACGUUUAAAACACAAGAGGAACAACUUUAUAUCUGCCGGAUAUCAGUGGACCGUUAUGAAGAAAAUCUCAAUAAAUAUCUCUACCUCGUCGAGUUACAGGAUAGAAACGAGAAAUUGUUCUUUAGACUUCUGGCGGAAAAUGUUGAGAAGUAUCUGCCAAUUGUGUACACACCAACAGUGGGAUUGGCUUGCCAAAAAUUUGGUCUCAUCUACAGGAGGCCUAGGGGUCUUUUUAUCACUAUCAAUGACAAAGGACAUAUAUUUGAAAUUCUCAAAAAUUGGCCAGAACCUGAUGUUCGCGCUAUUGUGUUCACUGACGGCGAGCGAAUUCUUGGCUUGGGUGACUUGGGCGCAUACGGAAUGGGUAUUCCCGUAGGCAAGCUUUCCUUGUAUACCGCGUUGGCAGGUAUCAAACCCCACCAAUGUUUACCUAUUACAUUGGACGUUGGUACGAACAAUCAGGAUCUGUUGGAAGACCCGCUGUAUAUUGGUUUGAGGCAAAAGAGGACUCGAGGAAAGGAAUAUGACGACUUCAUGGAUGAGUUUAUGGAAGCCUGUGUGAUGAGAUACGGCCAAAACACGCUGUUGCAAUUCGAAGACUUCGCCUUACCGAAUGCCGGACGACUGCUAUCGAAGUAUCGGAACAAGUACUGCACUUUCAACGACGACAUCCAAGGCACCGCCAGCGUCGCCGUGGCCGGACUAAUGGCCGCCGUGAGGGUGACCAAGAGAAAGCUCAGUGAGAAUAUUUAUCUGUUCCUUGGUGCUGGCUCCGCUGCUGGCGGCAUUGCGGGUCUGACGGUUUCCGCGAUGAUGGCCGAAGGUUUAUCGGAGCGACAGGCCAGGGAUAGAGUAUUCAUGUUCGAUAUUAACGGAUUACUGUCGACCCGUCGGGAAGGCGGCGUGCCGGAUUAUGCCACGCAAUUUGGGAAGGAUAUCGAGCCAGAAUCGAACUUUGAGGCGUGCAUUGCUAAAAUAAAACCGAGCUGUUUGAUUGGUUGUUCGACUGUUGGCGGUGCUUUCACUCCUAAUGUGUUGCAGCAGAUGGCUAAGAACACGGAAAGACCUAUUAUUUUCGCCCUCUCCAACCCCACCAGUAAAGCUGAGUGUACGGCGCAAGCAGCUUAUGACUAUACUGAAGGUCGUUGCAUAUUCGCGUCGGGCUCCCCGUUCCCGCCCGUGAAUUACAAUGGCAAAGAAUACCUGCCGGGCCAAGGCAACAACGCUUACAUAUUCCCCGGCAUAGCGCUCGGCGUCAUCGCCACCGCCACCCAUCAUAUACCGGAGACUAUGUUCCUCACUGCCGCUAAGACUCUUGCGGAUUACGUUAGCGAGGAAGAUUUAGCUAUGGGUCGUAUUUACCCCUCCCUGGCAGAUGUUAGAGAUGUCUCCCUCGCUAUUGCUGUCAAUGUCGCCAAGUUGGCAUACGACGAAGGUUUGGCUUCACUAUACCCCGAGCCCAAGGAUCUGGCUCACCACGUGAAGAGUUCAAUGUACAACUUCCACUACGAGAGCGCCAUGCCCGUUGUUUGGGACUGGAAGCAGCCUUCAGAAAAGGUCAAUGUGAGGCCCCUCUAGCCAGUACCCAAGUACACCUAAACUCAGUAUUAAUAAUAAUUAUUUUAUUUCUAAGUUCGAAUAACAGACCUUUUACUACUGACUGCGAUAGUCCCGUAUUCGAUUUGUUAAUGCACAGCUGACUAGAGAAUGAACGUACUAUGUAGGUGAAACACGAACUUACUCACCCUUAUUAAUAAAGAAAGAAUAAUGGCGCGAUAAAUUUGGGUCAUUCAUCAACAGCCUAUCCUAGUCCACUGCUGGUCAUAGGCCUCUCCAAAUGCACGCCACUCAGAUCGAUUUUGGGCUAUAUUAUAUUUAUUAUAUUAUUAUUCUAAUGGAAUUGGGAAAACGACUUAGUGUAAAUGAACGGAGUCGAGUACGCCGCUUUUCAGCCCGUAUUACACUGUAACUAUUCCUUCGGGGUCCGAAUUCGGGCUAACGACCUAGUGUAAUUGAACCAUAAGCUUGGGUUAGUUACUCCAUCUUUUUCAUGACAAAUGGCUUUUGAGUGAUAUAAACAAAACACGCUAUAACUAGUCUAAGCUUAUUCCUCGUUUAUCAAUGAGGGGGACUGAGUUUAACAAGCGCGAGUAAAUUAAAAUACUUGCCCCAAAAACCUAUUCCAUGAGUAUUAAAAGUAUUUUAGCUUACAAACAAUGCAACUGAAAAAGAAUGUGUACGUGAUGGAAAGAAAAGACAUUGUUUGUCCGCCUUCUUCACUAGAUGAUGCUCUGAACUUAUCUAAAUCGCUUUAUAUAAAAAUAUAUAACGAGCAUCUAAUAUUCAUUAAUUUUGCAAAGUAUUCUGUUCCCAGUAACUUCAUUGAAGAAUUCAUUUUAAUAGACUAAUAUUAGCAAAGUGCCCCAUUUUAUUGCAUUUUAAUAACCAUUUGUAAAUUAUGCAAGAUUUUUAAAUAAUACUUGUAAAUAAUAUUAAUUUUCUAGAAAUAUAAUUAUGAAGACAUAAUAAUCAAUAACGUUAUAUUAAUUCAAAUUAUAUGAAAUAUUUCACAACUUGUUUAUUGCCUUUAAAUUGUUCCUUAAUAUAAUAUCGUAGGCUAGUAGCAAAGGUGACUGUUAUUGAUCCAAAUCAUUUUUCUUUUGGAUAUUGAAUGUCCAAUAUUUAGUUAGUUUUAGGUAGCUAAUCACCACAAUGGAAUGUCCCCCCCCCCCCCCACCCCUUCUUAUGAAAUGUAUUGAUAUAAAGUAUUCAUAGAUUCCUCGUGACAGCUAUUAUUAUGAUGUAUUAAAAGUAAGUUAAAUGUUCGUAUUAAAUUUUCAGUCCCAUCACGUUAUACAUUUUCAUCGUAGCUUUGUAGGAAAGGUUUUCGUUAAAAUACCGCCACGUAUAUCUAAUAAGUAAUUAUAGGUAGCUAGUGACUAAAAUGGAAUGUUGAAUUUCCCCAUUCUACUUACUGUAAAAAUUUAUUUAAAUGAUGUAUUCACAUGUACUCGAGACAGCUAUUGUGUAUAAUAAGUAUUAAAAAUAGUUAAAUGGUAAUAGUAAAUGUUCAUCGCAAUCACGCAUAGAGUAACACGGACGCAUCCUGGAGAUUGGCCAAAUGCAGUUUUCCCCUUUGUCAAAGUAUUUUCCUAAUGAAGGAAAUAUUUCGUGCCCAUUAUAUAAUAUAUUAAUUUAAAAGCUUAUUAGAUCAUUAUUACUGUUGAUUUUGAGUUGAUUUUCUGACCUAGUAAUGAUCCUCAUAAUAAUCAACGACACACGUCGUAAAUUCUAAUAAAAAUGAGUGAUGUUAGCAGUUAUUCGAAGCAAUGUGUUCAUUUGUAGCUUUUUUAUCAGUAAACAAUAAAACAAUGCUCCCAUUUAAAGAAAACUUAUUUAGUAUGCCAUAUCCUGCCGUAACCAGUUCUCAAAAAAUUAUGGUUUGCACAGUCCACGGUACGAGCUUACCUGCACGUGUCGCCAUUAUACGGUGUUCCGUCUUGUUGUACAGUCACGUCUACACAGUAUUGGACUGCGCAGACAAGACGGAGAGUGUAGCCGGGCCACAUGUCUCAUGCAAACGCAAUAAUAUAUUAUAUAAAAGGAGGUGUGCAAGCAGCGUUGCCAGACGUCACGAUUUUGGCGGGACGUCCCGAUUUUUAAAUCAAAAUUUAAUGUCCCGCGCGGGACAGGCUCAAUCCCGCUUUUUGGGAAUAACUCGACCGUGCGUGCAGUGUACUGAGAAAGCGCGGGCGGGUGGCACAGACAAGUGUAGACGCCGCCUGCCCGGCGCGUAAUGAAGAUAAAUGUUCAAUAACUUUUGAUUAUAUACGUUUUUUUACUAUGCCCCGCAUUCGACGAAAGAAUCCCACUUUUUUCACUCAAAAAGCUCCUAAAUCCCGACUUGGCAAAAAAAAACUGGCAACGCCAGUGCAAGAUAAAUUGGGCGGUGUAUAAUGUAGAUGUUUGUGUUAGUGUUGUAAUGACAGUUUUGUAUUUUUAGAUGGUAUGUAUGCAGAACAGCGCUUAUGUGCUUGUCUAGAACGAUUUGAUACUUCCUUCCAGGUUGCGUCCGUAUUGCAUUAUGUCAUAACCUUAUACAUUUUAUGAAUCAAAAAAGUGAUGCGAUAUAAAUAAGGAAUAUAUAUAUUUGGACGUAUUUAUGGCAAUAAUUCAUAAUGCAUGUUAGCGUUUUAAAUUGUAGUACAUUAUCGUGCAAAUAGUGAGUAGUGAAGCAAUUUAAUAGUAUACUGAUGUGAGUAAUGUUAAAUUAUUUUGUUUUCCAAACCUCAAUAAUUAAAAAUACGGUGGCCUUUGUGAUGCGUUCAUUUAUCUCCUCACUCGAUGUUAAAUGCACACAAUUGUCUUAAAUGUUCGUAUUCGUAAUAACUUUGUGUAACGGUGUGUGAUAUUGAUUAUUAUUCAACGUAGUAUUUUUAUUUGCAUGUGUUUAUAAUAGUUAUGCACAAUAGACCCACAUUCAUGAAUUUGUACGAUAAGGAAACUAUUUAUAAAGAAAACGGUGAAGGCGGUGGAAACGGUCAGUCAACCAUUUGACGGUCAAAUUUAUGUAUUGCAGCGUACCAGCAAGUUUUCUAACCGUCAUAUACGAAUUUUAAAAUGUUAAAGUACCUACUUCUAUUUGUGUUUAAAAUACUAAUUUAUUUUUAAAAGUAAUAUCUUAAAAGUUGCCAGUACGUUUUACGGAUCAAGUUAGCAUAGCUGCAUCCAACAGGGCUAUUUAGCAGAAGUUCUGAAGAUGCUUUCGAUUGAUUAUAAGAUAUUUUAGUUAACUUUUUGAGUUUGAUAAAAGUAAAUGCUGUCAUUUUCUUGGAUAACGCAAUAGAAUAAGACAACACGCCCCUUGGACAAGCAUUAAUUUUAAUUUAAUCGUUUGAGUACAUCCGAUAAUCAUGCCCUUUUAAAAUUAUUUUAUCUGUUGCGACAUUAUGGUUGGCAUGAUUUAUGUAUUGGUAUUAUUAUAAUUUAGCAAGUUCUUUGUUUUGACGACCGUGUUAUUUUAUGUACGCACGUAAAAGUAUCCUUAAGUAAUCAACGGAACUCUAGUCACUGCAGCAUUAAAUUAAAUCAUUGUAGUAUUAUAUGCAACCAUCUUCUUAUGCAUUCUUUAUUAUACAUACAUUUAUAGACCAAAUAAGGUGAAAAGGUAAUGAAAGACAUUUAGAUUAUAAAGAAAAUAUGAUAAAUUGAAAUCGUUGUGCCACUUUUACUACAGAUUAAAUGGCUAUCUUUUAAUAGUAUUAAAAUAUUUGCAAUUUGGCUCGGUUUUGAUUACAAUCAAUAUUUUUAGUACAGUAGCUUGUCAUUUAAUUCAAAAUCUAGUCGGUAUUCUUGAGAAUUUUUUUCUAUAUGUAUUCACAUUAUACAGUCACGAGAAAUCUGAAAUAAAACUAAGACUAGAUUGAUGUGGUUGUGUUUAUAGAAAAUAUUUGAAUAUAUAAAAUUUAUAUUCAUAACAAUAAUUGUUUU